AUGGAUUCGGGUGAGAUUCAGUAUCUCUUCAAAGAGACCCGCUUGAACCUCGAACCUCCCUCCCCAUCAUCGGUCGUUACCAUUCGAGUGCCCUCCGGCUCUGGCAGCAGAGGCCGCCCCAAGCUAUCGUACGAUGUUGAGGACGAGACGACUUUCCGAUUGAAGAACUUGGCGACUGCGGCGUCGAUAUACCGGCGGAAAUGGCACGAUUCGCCGAGGAACUUCCUAUGGAGAGUCCUGGAGGACGGUACAUUGUUAAGCAUCCGAGCAGUGGAUGUUAGCAAGAAGGACAAGGCGGCAGAUGCGUCUCUGAUUAUCAACUUUCACUUCACAGUGCCGAUUCAGCAGGGGUGCGUAGUGUUUUCGGACCCGGAAGAGCACGAUGCGUUGUGCGUGCAUGUGCUGGACCAGGCCUGCUACCUAUACACGUUUACCCUGCGGCCGGAUCUUUUCAAGAGAAGAGGCGCCGUGGAUGCUGGCCUGCCUGAUAUCUGCAAGGUCCAGUCUCCGGCUGGCCUCAGUUUCAAGUAUCCUCAUCGAAUGGUGGCUGUGUCAGCGAAUACGCUUCUUGUUACGGUCAACGAUGGCGGCAUAAUUCGAUUUGACAAGCAAAAGGGAGAUGACGCAUCUACUACGCUGUGGAGAGAAUCCUUCUUCAAUGUUCAAGGAUGGGCGCAGAACCUACGAAGUCUCUUGCCGUUCCAGGGCAAGCACACGAUCAAGUACGGAAAAGCCAACAUGGAAUACAGCACUGCGACAUCCAUUGAGAUCACCGACUUUGGGCUCGAGAACUGCCUGUUUGCCGUCACCGUUUGCCUCGACCACCGAAUCCGUAUCUGGAAUGUCAACGACGGCCAGAUUCUGCAAACAAUGGACAUGUUGAAUGUUGAGAGGUCGCCUCAAGAAAUGGGCAAGUGGUCAAUUGAUCCGGCGCAGUACAAUCUUACACGAGUUGUUGGAAGAACUCGUGGGCAAAGAAUCUGCGCAACUUACUCCCCCAUUGGCACUGGAGAAUUCAAGUUUUGGAAGAUUACUGCAAAGGAUGCCCAUAACGUGGUCAUUGAGGAUCUCUUUUCUAAAUGUACCUUGAUCCCAGCCACUCCAUCCUCUUCCGAUAUUUGGACACUAGCGGAUUUCGUGUUGGCAUCAUCGGAGGAAGGUCAAAUCAGCUUGUGGACUCUAUGGAAAAACAACAUGACAUACCGAGUACAGCGUCUAGAGCUGGAUCGAAAGAAUAUGGCACAGUCAUGGGAGGAUAGCUGGGACGGCGUGUAUUCCGAGCCACGAAGUCUUGAUGUGCAAACAUCUGGCCCCUGUGACCCUACCGAUGUCACGGAGAAGUGGCUUCAGAUGAUUUUGCAACCAGGGAGGUUCACCAAGGCGACAUUAGAAGCGGCGCUGGCCAUAUAUGAGCGUGGGCUAGGUUCUCCGAAGGAGAACAACAAGGGGCGCGGAUUGGCCGAGUCCAUCUGCUCAGUCUUGGGCUCGACUGCUUCUCUGGAUCGCGGAUCAUCAGGAGAGAUGGAUUAUGAGCAGUUCCGAUCAUCAAGCGAGACACAGUGGAGAAGAUUCUAUCGGUUGCUGAAUGAGCUUGAUAAACAGAGAGGUGAAGCCAUCGGCAUGAUCAUUGAUACUGAUGCCGACAUGGUUUGGGUAGUUUGUGCGGAUCUCAUCUCUUCCGUUCGGGAAUGCAGUCACUUGGAACGACUCUACCACAACCUAGCUACGCCGGAUCAAGGGUCUGUGCGACAAGCUGAUUUGAUCGGAGCCGGACUGACGCUCGUGGAGGGAUUCCCAGACAGCCUAAUGCAGCUUUGCAAUGCCGCACUAAGGCCUGAGCUGUUUGGAGAAUCUUCCAAGACAGAUCUUGAGCGGAUACAAUAUUUCUCAGAUAAAGCUAGCUUUUGGAGAGGCAUCACAGACGAAGAUGCUCAGCAGGUGGUCGACACUCUGGACAUCAAUUUUGCAGCUGUAACAAAUGAUCUCUACCGAAAGGUGCUGGGUCUCCUUGUCACGCCGUUAGAUGAUAAGAGCCGAAGCCCUAACCAUCCUCUGACGGAGUUUGGCAGAAAGCUCGUCAUAACGGCGGCUGAAGAGAAUAUAGCUCUACAAUGGAAAAUAUGCUUCAGCCAGCUCAUCCUCCUAGCCCACAUGGAGUUUGAGUUUGACAAUGAAGAAGACGCCCUUCACCACAGGAUAGAUGUCGGAACUGUUUUCCGGCAACUCAUUGCGACAUUGAAGAGGCUGGAGCUCCUUAAGUGGCUAUCACAGACCGAGCUGGCCAUUCCGCUACCCGAACACAGUCUAUCUUCUCUGACAAAAAGGGGAGAAGACGUCCAAAUAGUGACUGCCUUGGAAGCCAAUGUAGGCCACUUGCUAGGCUUGCAGGGGUUGGCCGGUGAGCCACUUGCCAUUAGCAUUACUGACCUCGUUACCAAUCUCUGCUCUCCUAAUGGAGAUAUCGAGGUAUCUCCAUCACUCAUCCAGUGCUCCCUCAUCAAGCGUGACAGAGCGGAUCUGGCUCUGGAUCUUGAGCCGUUCUGUGAUCAAAAUCCCUUCUCGAUCUACAUCCACGGCAGGGUUUUGUUAGCGCUGAAAGAUUUUGAAUCCGCGUCUAUCAACUUCAAGAAGGCAGCUGUCGGAAUGGGCAGCGAAACGGUUGAGCUUGAGCGCCAUAGCAGUGGUCUGCUUGACGACACGGAGUGGAACCUAUUGAACAGCGGACUAGCUCAAUACUAUUCACACAUUGUCGCCCUAUUCGAGAAGCAAAGAGCGUACUCAUACGUGGUUGAGUUUGCUCGGUUAUCCGUUCAGUUCACGGGGGCCAAGCCAGAGAAUGCUAGCAUCAAGACAGACAUGCUGAGCCGUCUUUUCAACGCGGCAUUGGCCACGUCCCAGUUUGAGCUGGCCCACACAACAUUGUUGUCAAUGAAGGAUGAAGCCUUGAGGCACUACAACCUGCGGAAACUCGUGGAUAAGAUGUGCGAGACGUAUCACAACUCUGAGCUUGUGACAUUAACGUUCCCUGGAAUGCAGCAAGAGGUCGAUGAUAUCCUUUCACUAAGAUGCAAGACUAUCAUGGACGUCAUGCAUGCUUUCCCAUACCACCAGGUCCUGUAUUCGUGGAGAAUCAAGCACAACAACUUCCGGGGCGCAGCAUCCGUCAUUCUCGACAAAAUCCAAAAGCUGAGACUGGCUGGCGAGGGGGAUCAAAUUACGGGUGAGGAUGUGCUCGACACGCCUGUUACGAAGCAGUACCUGCUGCUCAUCAACGCACUCAGCUGCGUGGAUGCUAAGCAGGCGUGGAUCUUUGAUGAGGGCAUUCCUGAGGGGGAGAAGGGGGCGAAGCGAAAGGUCGUUUCGCUGGCGGAUAUCAGGAAGCAGUACCAGGAUGAGCUGGAUCGGAUUGCCGCGAUCCAGAAUAAUCAGUUUGGAUUCGAGGCGGGUGAUAUAAUGGAUAUUGCAUGA
This is a messenger RNA of Trichoderma virens Gv29-8, 3468 nucleotides long. RefSeq lists its product as uncharacterized. Gene Ontology annotation, cellular component: nuclear pore. NCBI's taxonomy places the organism in Eukaryota, Fungi, Ascomycota, Sordariomycetes, Hypocreales, Hypocreaceae. Bases 1 to 3468 code for a protein of 1155 amino acids. The record is from RefSeq and is a predicted model, not a curated record. Gene Ontology annotation, molecular function: structural constituent of nuclear pore. The transcript has 3 exons.